GUUGACAUUUGGGAGCGGCUUGGGAAAGGGGAAGGCAAGAGAGGGGUUAGGGUUAGCGUCACGACUCUUUGACAGGUGCUGUCGGUCGGGCGACCAAGCUGCCAUCACAUAAAGAUAUGCUGUAUAUGGACAAUGCAUAGGAUACUGUACAUGUCCGGUAGGCAAGCUUCCGGCAUCUCUAUCUCCCCACAAUGGCUACCCCAUCCGCCCUCCAAUCCAUGAAGCUCCGCAAAUCCUCCGUGCCAGCGCACGACGCCUCCGCCCCCCGCUUCGACUCCACCGUCAUCGAAAACACAACCGAGUCCUACAACACCACCGUCCGUUCCUGCAACUUCGAGAACUGGGGUCCCGCGCUCGGUGAGCAUACCUUCCGAACCGUGACGUUGACCCUCACUGUUGAGAACGCGAGGGUGCUCGUUGAGGGGUAUCGCGCGUAUGAAGCUGCGGGGAGGGAUGUGGAUGCGCCGGCGGUGACUGAGGCCGUGGAUGUGCUGGAGAGGGAGCUUGGACCACGGCUUGAGAAGCUUAUCCAUGAAAUCCAAGCCGCGCACAGCUCGACCGCAGGCGUGUUUAUGAAAAUGUCCAGCCGAAGCGCCAAGGACUCCGCCCUCGCCCCCGCCCGGCUCCGCUUGCUCUAUCGUGCGGCGCUAGAAAAAACAAGAGAGCCUGGUGAUACUUCCCCUCCAGACGAAAACACCCGCAUAACCGCCCUCCUCACCGCCUCCCGCGCUCUGCUCUGCUACCCCACCCCCCGCGCAGCCCUGCACUCCUUUGUCGUCUCAGAACGCAUUUUUCAGGACAUGUUAUUGGCCCUCAAGUACCCGGACCCUGCACAAUGGGACACCCGUAUCCUCGUCCGCGAGUGGGCGGAUAUCGACCCUGAUAUGGAGUUUCGUGGGUUUGUUCGCAAGGGUGAGCUCAAUGCACUCUGUCAGUACAACUAUAACAUGUUUUCGCCGCGGCUCCUCGAUCAAAAGGACUCCAUCGCCGACCGGAUCCGCAUAUUCUACACUGAAAAAAUCCGACCGAAGAUCGAGAGCGCCCUCCCGGACUGCAUCGUCGACUUUGCCAUUGCAGACACGGGCAAGAUCUAUGUGAUUGAACUCAACCCGUUCCUGUCGACCACGGACGGCGCGCUGUUUAGCUGGGAGCGCGAACGGGAUGUGCUUGAGGAGGGGCCGUUUGAGUUGAGAGUUGUGCAGAAGGCUAGGACGGGGGCGAGUGUGCUGUUUCCUAGAGAGUGGAGGAGUGUUAUGGAGGAGACCAUGUAGUAUUUUUGGUAUUAGCAGGGCCGUGGAUGAGAAGCGAAGCGAUGUGGGGGGGGAUGGAUGAGGGCGAUGGCUGGCGGAGAGCCUGCUUUCACAUUGCAUUACUUGAACGAUAUACCAGGACAUCAGACUUUCAGAAUGCAGGAUAGCGCUCUGAGAGAGACUGUAAGGCGUGUUUAUAUAAUGUGAUCUAUAGGCCUGAUGUAUGUAUGCAGUAUGGAUGUUGUCGUUCCAGCAGAACGAGGGAUGGAUGUGCUUCGG
Messenger RNA from Fimicolochytrium jonesii, 1529 nucleotides. RefSeq names its product D123-domain-containing protein. Lineage: Eukaryota; Fungi; Chytridiomycota; Chytridiomycetes; Spizellomycetales; Powellomycetaceae. Gene Ontology annotation, cellular component: cytoplasm. Bases 192 to 1271 code for a protein of 359 amino acids. The transcript has a single exon. The record is from RefSeq and is a predicted model, not a curated record.